Struthio camelus australis is the source of this 1791-nucleotide messenger RNA. Lineage: Eukaryota; Metazoa; Chordata; Aves; Struthioniformes; Struthionidae. The record is from RefSeq and is a predicted model, not a curated record.
UGGGAAAAAACCAACGCCGGCUUCUUUUCUCAGGUCUUUAGAUUUGGAAACGUUGAAAGCGAGCCCCAGUUAGGAGCGCUUACGUUAAGUAACACAUUAUUUGUCGGCAUUAACGCAUCUGACAUAAACUACUCAGCUGGUCGAUAUGACCCGUCGGUUAAACCUCCAUUUGAUAUAGGUUUUGAAGGUGUUGGUGAUGUGGUAGCUUUAGGACUCAGUGCUAGUGCUGAUUAUACAGUAGGUCAAGCUGUGGCUUACGUGAAAGCUGGUUCCUUUGCUGAAUAUACAGUCGUGCCUGCCAAACAAGCAGUUCCUCUACCCUCUGUGAAACCCGAGUUUCUUUCUUUAAUGGUAAGUGGCACUACCGCAUACAUCAGUUUGAAAGAGCUUGGAGAGCUGUCUGAAGGCAAGAAGGUCCUGGUGACAGCGGCGGCUGGAGGAACAGGCCAGUUUGCUGUGCAGCUUGCAAAGAAGGCAAAAUGCCAUGUAAUUGGAACCUGCUCCAGUGAUGAAAAGGGUGGUUUUCUGAAAUCCAUUGGCUGUGACCAUACGAUCAACUAUAAAACUGAAAACGUUGAAUCUGUUCUUAGGAGAGACUACCCAGAAGGUGUGGAUGUAGUGUAUGAAUCUGUUGGUGGAAAGAUGUUUGACUUGGCAGUUAACUGCUUGGCUACCAAAGGGUGCCUGAUAGUUAUUGGGUUUAUCACUGGCUACCAAAACCCUACUGGCCUUCAGCCUAUUAAAGCAGAAUUACUGCCAGCAAAACUAUUGAGGAAGUCUGCCAGCAUCCGAGGUUUCUUCUUGAACCAUUACUUUUCUGAAUACAAAAUGGCUCUGAAGCACUUGCUUGAGAUGUAUGAAAGAGGAGAACUGGUGUGUGAGGUGGACUUUGGAGACAUGUCUCCAGAGGGCAAGUUCACUGGCUUGGAGUCUGUAUUCCGUGCUGUAGAUUACAUGUACAUGGGAAAAAACAUUGGAAAAAUUGUAGUUGAAUUACCUCACUCUGUCAACAGUAAGCUGUAAAAACAGAACAAUGAUAUAAAUCAGAAGAGAGAAAAUGGGCACUUUAUACCUCAGAAUUACUAGAAACAAUUUCUUUUCUUAAACUUAGUAAUGGAUAUUAUAUUAAAAAACAGCAUUAAGGUGUUAAUAAAAAGUUUUGAUUUUUUUUUUCCUAAAAGUGCUUAAAUCCGUGGCUGUGACAUGGACUUAAAUGGGCCUGUGUUUGAUUCUGUCGCUUAGGCUAGCAUGAGACAAGGACAUUGUUCUUGUCAGAGUAAGUCUUGAUGCAGAGGCUGAUUUAAUCUGUCAGAUUUAAAAAUCAAAUUGUUAGAGCAAGACUAAGGAGAAAGAGUCAUAUCUUAUGUUUGCUUUAUUAAUCUCCUGACAUUUCUGGAAAAACUCUCUUGAUUUUAUGUCACAGCCACAAUAGUCCUAAUUCAGUUGCAUCAUGGAUCUUAGUAAAGUUUCUUGACUAGUUACACAGGGAAAAAAAAAUUGCUUCAAUUCUAACACAGCGGUAAUAUUAAGAAAAGCAAUUUGCCUUUUUUUUAAAUUGCAUAGUUCAUAACUAUAUAUUAAUUGUGCCUUUUUCUUUUAAAUCUUUAACUACAAGUUGUGAAGUUACCUUAUUUUCUUGCGUUUUCAUUUACUACCAUUGCUGUUUACUGUUUACUCUCCCCUUUAGUCAGUAUUACGGGAUUAUUGGACUGAGGGUUUGAGCUACGUUCACGUGUAUUCAGGUCCUGUAUGUUUAUUGAACAUUUAAUAAAGUGAAGAAAGCUAUUUAAA